Carassius carassius (crucian carp) is the source of this 1750-nucleotide messenger RNA. Its product is annotated as protein LSM14 homolog A-like. NCBI's taxonomy places the organism in Eukaryota, Metazoa, Chordata, Actinopteri, Cypriniformes, Cyprinidae. Gene Ontology annotation, molecular function: mRNA binding. The transcript is spliced from 10 exons. The record is from RefSeq and is a predicted model, not a curated record. The coding region runs from base 176 to 1504 and encodes 442 amino acids. Gene Ontology annotation, biological process: P-body assembly; cytoplasmic stress granule assembly. Gene Ontology annotation, cellular component: P-body.
UGACGAAAUGAAGGCGGUCAAACGUCACUUCCGCCUGGUGGCCUGAAAGUGCAGGCGGCCAUAUUACAUUAGCAAACAUAUUUACGCGCUAGCAGUGGAUUGUUUAUGCUGUGAAGUACAGCUGUAUUUUAACCAGACUCUCUCAGUUUAGCUCAAGCGGUAAGUUAGCGGGACGAUGAGCGGCGGCACGCCGUAUAUCGGCAGUAAGAUCAGUCUGAUCAGUAAAGCGGAGAUCCGUUAUGAAGGCAUUCUCUACACCAUCGACACAGAGAACUCCACCGUCGCGCUCGCCAAAGUGCGCUCCUUUGGCACCGAGGACCGCCCCACGGACCGUCCCAUCGCACCAAGGGAUGAGAUAUUUGAGUAUAUUAUAUUCAGAGGAAGUGACAUCAAAGAUCUGACGGUGUGUGAACCUCCCAAACCAACAUGCUCUCUGCCUCAGGACCCCGCCAUUGUUCAGUCCUCUAUGGGAUCUUCCACUGCCCUGCCAUCAUCCUUCCAGUCUGGGAAGUCAUACGGACUCUUCAACCGUCCACAGGUCACACCAUACACCCAGUUCAACCCCAACCCACUGGUCUCACCACAGUUCGGCACUGUUGGAGUCGGUCACACAAGUCCGGCUAUGGACCCCCUGCGAAAGAGCCCCCCAGUGGAGCCUGCCUCCCCAUCAGCCCCUGCAGUCACCGCCGCUGCUCCCACAGCUGUGUGCCGCAAGAGCCCUGUUUCAACCCGCACAGCCUUCACCAACACACAGAAGCCUGUGGACCUCACAGAACAGACCCGGGGCGCCGAUGUCCCGAAACCAAGCGUACUCGAGACCAGUCAGUCCAGAGGAGGAAACCGGGACGCUUCUAAACGGCUCGCAGCUUGUGGAGCUCCUCCUGUCCGGCAGGGUCGUGGCGGAGGUCAUCGGGGUAGAGGACGGUUCCCUGUGCGCAGAGAAGGACCCAUGAAGUUUGAGAAAGACUUUGACUUUGAGAGCGCCAAUGCUCAGUUCAACAAAGACGAGAUUGACAAAGAGUUCCAGAGCAAACUCAAACUCAAAGAUGAGAAGUCUGAUAAGGCUUUGAAUGGCGAGGAUAAAGGUGAUUCGGGAGUCGACACUCAGAACAGCGAAGGAAAUGCUGAUGAGGAAGAUCCUCUCGGACCAAACUGCUACUACGACAAAUCCAAGUCCUUCUUUGACAACAUCUCCUGUGACGACACAAGGAAGGCCGCCGAGAGGUCUGGAGGAUCCGGUUUUCCCCGAGAGAGGAGGCAGACCUGGGCGGAGGAGCGGAGGAUGAACGCAGAGACGUUUGGCCUGCCGCUGCGGCGGGGUCGCGGAGGGUUCAGAGGUCGCGGGGGCAUGGGCUUCAGAGGGGGCCGGGCUCGUGGAGCCGGACGGGGGUGGUUUGGAUCUCACCCUGGUGGAAGUGGCUUCAGAGGGUUAUUCAGAGGAAGUCAAGGAGGAAGAGAGUUCGCUGAGUUUGAAUACAGGAAGGAUAAUAAAGUUGCUGUAUAGUGAUGAGAGGAAGCGGAUCCAGAAGACAUGAUUUGUGUGGGAACUGCGUUUCGGGUCACAUGUUUUGCUGAGAACAAGGAGAUAACGUACGUGUUGUAAAAAUCUGCCACCAGCACUGCUUGAAACCUGGCUAUUAAUGAAACACCUACUCCAUUUCUUCCCGAGGAGUGGAACAAAUACUAUUUUUAUUUAAUCGUUAAUUUGAGAAUAUUUCCAGACGGUUUCAAAUAUAUUGAUUUCUGAAGG